Messenger RNA from Oncorhynchus masou masou (cherry salmon), 4002 nucleotides. RefSeq names its product E3 ubiquitin-protein ligase pellino homolog 2-like. The transcript is spliced from 6 exons. Lineage: Eukaryota; Metazoa; Chordata; Actinopteri; Salmoniformes; Salmonidae. Gene Ontology annotation, biological process: regulation of Toll signaling pathway; protein polyubiquitination. The record is from RefSeq and is a predicted model, not a curated record. Bases 296 to 1570 code for a protein of 424 amino acids. Gene Ontology annotation, molecular function: protein binding; ubiquitin protein ligase activity.
CCACCCCUGUGCCUGGCUGUUUAUGCAUCCGCUUUUAGAGCGGAUUGAACUGGCAAAUUGCGUUAAUUACGACUUGCUUGUAACAUAUCUAACACAAAAAUAAUUAUAUUCGAUUAUUUUUUUUAAAUAAGGCGGCUCUAUAUGGUUCUAAAGACGUAUACGACGUGAUAUUGUGUGAAAUGGCAGCUGCUUACACCCUUUGAAGUGAAUUUCCUAUGAUCGUUUCCUUUUGAAUUUGGGCGAGUGCAUUGAGAUUGAGGGGCGCCUGCUGUCCAUAGAAGCAAGAAAAAGCCUAAUGUUUUCGCAAAGCCAGGAGGAACACUGCGGCCCGACUAAAGACCCAAUAAAAUACGGGGAACUGGUAGUAUUAGGGUACAAUGGCUCCCUCCCAAACGGAGACCGGGGCAGAAGGAAAAGCCGCUUUGCCCUGUACAAGAGAAGCAAAGCCAACGGUGUUAAACCCAGCACCGUCCAUAUCCUCAACACGCCACAAGCCAGCAAGGCGGUGAACUGCAAAGUGCAGCACAGUAUUUCCUACACUCUGUCCAGGAACCAGACAGUAGUGGUAGAGUACUGCCAUGACAAAGACACAGACAUGUUUCAGAUUGGCCGCUCCACAGAAAGCCCCAUAGACUUUGUGGUGACGGACACGGUGUCUGGGAGUCAGGAGGGAGAAGAGACGCCCAUCACCCAGAGCACCAUCUCUCGCUUUGCCUGCCGUGUCGUCUGUGAGCGGGUCCUGCCCUACACCGCACGCAUCUACGCUGCUGGCUUUGACUCCUCCAAGAACAUCUUCCUGGGGGAAAAAGCCGCCAAGUGGAAGAACCCGGAUGGUCACAUGGACGGGCUGACGACCAAUGGCGUGCUGGUGAUGCACCCCAGGGGUGGUUUCACGGAGGAGUCCAAGCCGGGUGUAUGGAGGGAGAUCUCUGUGUGUGGGGAUGUUUACACCCUUAGAGAGACCCGCUCUGCUCAGACCCGCGGCAAACUGGUGGAGUGUGAGAGCAACGUGCUGCAGGACGGAUCCUUGGUAGACCUGUGUGGAGCCACCCUGCUGUGGCGCACAGCUGACGGCCUCUUCCACACGCCUACCCAGAAGCACCUGGAGGCCCUGCGGCAGGAAAUCAACGCAGCACGGCCCCAGUGCCCUGUGGGCCUCAACACCCUGGCCUUCCCCAGCAUGCAGCGCAGCCGCGCCCUCUCCUCCCUGGAGGACAAGCAGCCCUGGGUCUACCUGGCCUGUGGCCAUGUGCACGGCUACCACAACUGGGGCCAUCGCUCGGAGCAGGAGCCCAAUGCCCAGCGGGAGUGCCCCAUGUGCCGGACCGUGGGCCCCUACGUGCCGCUGUGGCUGGGCUGUGAGCCCGCCUUCUACGUGGACGUGGGCGCCCCCACACAUGCUUUUGUGCCGUGCGGACACGUGUGCUCGGAGAAGUCGGCAAAGUACUGGGCCGAGAUCCCUCUGCCCCAUGGUACCCACGCUUUCCACGCCGCAUGCCCAUUCUGUGCCACCCAGCUCAGCCUCACUCAGGGCUAUGCCAAGCUCAUCUUCCAGGGCCCCAUCGACUAAGCUGAGGGACCUUGGGCUGGGGGAAGGGAUGAAGCAGGAGGGCCAACAUGCUGUGAAACUGUUCAGACUAUUUAGUGCUCUUAAGUUUUUUUUCUUCACCGGACUGUAAAGAUCCCAAAGCUGAUGGUGUACUACAAGUGUGUUCCAAAUUUCAGUGGCGAUUGGCCUGAAGGCAGUGGUCCAUCAGUGUUUGGUUUGUGCUUCUGGUCCUCUGGAUGGCCACCGUGGCGUGGUGUACACAGAGAUGUGGAGCACAGUGGACCUAAGGCACAACCACAGAAAUCCAAAUACUUUUCAGCUGCCAGCCAUCAGCUUUCAACUGAGCUAACUCUCUGGACUGUGCACGCUAAAAUGACUGCUCAGUUCAAGUAAAAGGGCUACAGAACGGGUGGCUGGAGUACAUUUUGUCCCCAUGUUAUCGAUCAUAAACUCCAAACGGAUUACAAAGAGCAGAUUGGGUGGGGGUUCACGGUCUGAUUCUGAGGUGCAUGAUUUUCACAGAGCCAAGACAGCUGGACUGUUGUCUGGGAGGACGAGCGAGCCAGCGAGGUUCAUAAAUGACUAGUUAAGUGCUCCCCAUUGGCUCCUCAGCCCUGAUCCGAUCUGCAAAGCUAUCCAGAACAUUUAGCCUUUCCAGAGGUGAGCUGAACUCUGCUCAUGAAUUCAGGGAACAGAUCUUUAAAGGAAACACGUUUUUCUCUCCUCUUGUACAGAGAUGUAUUCCAGUGCCUGGGGCUCCCAGUAAUACUCUGGGAAUAUUUUUACUAGAUAAAACAAAAUUAUAAUAAUUGUUAAGGGAGGGAGAUAAUUGUGCAUACUAUAAAGAAAUGUAACCCAUAUGGAUUAUUUUCCACCUUUUUUAUUCUUAAGAAGUAUUUUACUACGCUGAGGCCCUUGUACAGUUUUCUAAUGAAAAUGUUAAUAUAUUUUUCUCUAUUGUAACUGUUGGGUGCAUGUGGGCUGGAUCACGCAGGUGUGUUUGAAUGUGCCAACACUGGCUCAUACUGAGACAUAAGUCCCUUUUUUAUGACGUUACCAACAACAGGCCGCUGGCUUCAACCUUGUGGGCCAUGACAAUGAAUGUAUUUAAAUACAUAUUGUCCUCACCAUUGGUGCUUUAGCCUUAAUUAUGCCAUUGUUUUACUGAAUGACUAGGUUUUUUUAAAUGUACUGUAAAACCAGGGUGUCUCAUAUCAGUAAGGCCUUCAUCUCCAGUGCAAGUUAUUAGCUUUUUGAAGUGUAACUCAGUCACACACCCACUCUCACCUGCGAGCUGUCUUUGGACUUGUCCCACACUCCAAUACUGUUUUCAAUGUGCACUUUUGAAUUUGUAGCUUUAUCUAAUGCUGGGUUUUAUCCAAUAAUUUGUACACUUCCAAACCUGGGCACAGUCACUGCAGCAUGGAUCAUACCAAUUACCAAAUAUAAAAAGAGUUUUCUCUGUGAUGCUUCCUGCAGCCCAAAGUGUUAUUGUUAACAAACUAAAAACCAAACUGCUAUUGUAGAAUUAAAAAACUGUUCUGGAUGACAGCCAAAGCUGUUUGAGUAUACUCAAUCUCACAAGGAUAUUAUCAUGUGCAAUGCCCAAUUUAGCAAAUAAAAUUGUGGAGAUGGAUCAAGUUGGUCAAAUACUUGUGUCGAUAAAAUCAGACUUUAAAGUUGGACAACAAGGUGGAAAUAAGUUGAAAAUGAAGAAUUAGAAACAAAUAUGUGGACUGUUCUUAGAUUCUGGCUAGUUUGACUCUGCCCAUAUGUAGAGUGAAGCUCAACACUAUAUACAAAUGACCAUCUUAGCUUCAUGGUUAUGAUAGUGAGCAUCAUGAUAAUGACAUGUUAGCAAUGUUCUUACCAUGGCUUUCUACAAGUUGCAUAAUGAAUCAACAAGUUUGAAGAGAUGGUCACAAGUUAUUCUUUUCAGCUACACUGAGAAGCCAAAUAACAUAGUCACAUGUCUACUAUGCACACAGGAACACUACAGAUGUGGUGUCCUGUCCUCUUUCUUGUUGGUGGACUGCAGAGGUUCCCCCUCCAGAUGUGAGUUAUGCUCUGUGGAGGGUAAAAACAUGACCUUGGUAGUAUGAAGCCAGAAGCAGUCGGACAGAUGUGAGACCAUAACAGGUGGUCAUUCAAUGGCGUUGUUUGUAACUUCCAAUUAGCAACGAGUAGCAGGGUAAAGGAGGGGUGUCUCACAGUAGUAUUCCUCCCACAGUGCCCAGUCUGUGCUGACAGUAAGUAGAUAGACCAUGCUCUGGAACAGCUGUAAUGUACCUGCCUGACACCAACCUUCCUCCUUGAACAUUUGGGAGGGGUUCUGUUGUUCACCUAAGGGCCUGUUCAGUGCAUUUUGUCUCCUAACCCUGUACACAGGUCAUAGCUCGCACUGAUGCUCCCAAUACCUACUUACAAAAAUAAACAAUUUGUUUAAAAACAAA